Gloeophyllum trabeum ATCC 11539 is the source of this 1474-nucleotide messenger RNA. RefSeq lists its product as uncharacterized. The transcript has 11 exons. NCBI's taxonomy places the organism in Eukaryota, Fungi, Basidiomycota, Agaricomycetes, Gloeophyllales, Gloeophyllaceae. The coding region runs from base 1 to 1392 and encodes 463 amino acids. The record is from RefSeq and is a predicted model, not a curated record.
AUGAAUCCUCUCGUCGCUCCAGCCGUCCCUGAACCUCAGAGUCGCACCCUGUGCCUAUGCUUUGAUGGUACGGGAAAUAAGUUCGGAGAGACAACGUUUGUGGCAAUCGCCAGGGUUGUGAGACUGAUACAGCAUCAGAACUCCAACGUAGUCCGAUUUUUCCGUGCUCUCAUCAAAGAUAAUCCCGAGCAGCAGCUUCCUUACUACCAAGCUGGCAUUGGCACAUACAACAAACGCGAAUUUCAUACUCGAACGCUUACUCACUUGUCUUCGGCGCUUGAUCAAGCCGUAGCCCUCCAUCUGAAUGAUCAUGUCAAGGACGGAUACACCUUUCUGAUGCGUAACUAUCGUUCGGGUGACAAGAUUUGUCUGGUUGGCUUCUCGAGAGGGGCGUACACGGCGCGUGCCUUGGCUGGGAUGCUAUACAAGCAGGUUGGCCUUCUUCCGCCAGACAACGAACAACAAGUAGACUUCGCCUUUACAAUGUACCAGUCAACGGAUAUCUCUUCCGCGAUGACUAGUAAAGAGUUUAAGGACACGUUCUGCAUGGAUGUGAAGGUCGAUUUCCUCGGCGUCUGGGAUACCGUCUCAUCGGUCGGCAUUAUACCCAGAGCUCUUCCGUACUCUGCUGCAUGCUACAAUGUUACGACGUUCCGGCACGCGCUGGCUUUGGAUGAACGCAGGGCGCGUUUUCGUCCUAAUAUAUGGGGCGAACCCACCGUCAGAGAAGAAGUAUUGGACCAUGAUAUACAGAUCGAACUACCCGAACCUGACAAACGCGACGACUGGGUGUAUGAACCCAUUGAUCGAGGUGUGGAUGUCAAAGAAGUGUGGUUUUCAGGUUGCCACGCCGACGUUGGUGGUGGCUCUCACCGAACUGAGGAGCAGGAAAGUUUGUCCAAUAUCACCUUGCGUUGGAUGAUCAAGGAAUGCCGAAGCUCCAAGGUCGGAUUAUUCGAUAAGGUGUACCUCAAAGAUAUCGGUAUUGAUCUCGAUACCGACACGUCGACGGACCCAAGGAUGAACCCCAAUCCCGAGUCCAGCGGGCCGCCUCUGCAUACCCUCAUGCUUUCACGGAGUGACCUGCACGCCUUGCUUCACCCCAAGGAUUAUAUAGAUGCUUUGGCCUGGAUCUAUGACCAGCUCAACAGCGUCCGCUUCUGGUGGUUCUUGGAGUACAUACCCAUGCUUCAAACGUACCAGAAGGUGGACGGGACUUGGUUACGCCAUCGACUCCCGAACUACGGCGGAGGAAGAAUCAUACCUCACAGGAAUCAGACUGUCCUUGUCCAUUCCUCUGUCAGAGAGAGGAUGGAUAAGUCACAAUACCAGCCUAAGGCUCAGAACUGGAGGGAUAUUUCUGACGCCGAUAUGAUCCGUUGGGUGGACUAGUGUGGUGCGGGCAUUACGAUUGGACGAUGCAUAUAUGGGCGUCUUUCCGUAACCGCUGGCUCGGCCUCUAUUUGCAAUUUUU